AUGGAGGUCCAGUCCCAGCUGCGCCCAAGGGUGCGUUUUGCAGCGCCUCUCCGCGCGCAGCUGCUGCAGCGCCUGGUCUGGCGUCCUUACGCUUUCCGGGAAGAAAAGCGGUGCAUCUGCACUGUUUGCACUUUUUUGCACUGUUGCUUUUUCCCCUCCCUUAGGCUUUGGGUUACAAAGCAUUCCUGAACGCCUUGAUCCCGUCGAAGCUGCAAGGACGGCUGCAGCAAAAUUCAUUGGUAAAUAUUGGUCAAUAUGAAUUGCCUCGCCGACGGUUUUUGUUUUUUCCCUACGCAGGUUUCUCCGCUGCCCUCCGGUACAAAAAGUCUUGCAGCGGUUGCUUAUGAACCAGAGCUUCGUUUAAUAUUUUUAUUAAAUUUUCUGUUUUACAGUUUCAGAUAGAUGUUUUGCAUCCUUGAGAUAUAAGUGACUUCCCUUCUUCUCUUUCCAUGGUUCGUUUUGCAUAUCUUGUAUCCCUGCAUGUUUUACAAAAACUAUACCAAUCGGUUUUCCAUUAUUAAAGGUAAAGGGACCCCUGGCCAUUAGAUCCAGGUGUGGCUGACUCUGGGGUUGUGGCCCUCAUCUCGCUUUAUUGGCCGAGGGAGCCGGCGUACAGCUUCCAGGUCAUGUGGCCAGCAUGACUAAGCCGCUUCUGGUGAACCAGAGCAGCACACGGAAACGCCGUUUACCUUCCCGCCAGAGUGGUACCUAUUUAUCUACUUGCACUUUGACAUGCUUUCGAACUGCUAGGUUGGCAGGAGCAGGGACCAAACAAUGGGAGCCCACCCCGUCGCGGGGAUUCGAACCGCCGACCUUCUGAUCGGCAAGCCCAAGAGGCUCAGUGGUUUAGACCACAGCGCCACCCACUGACAGAAAACUGGAAUAAAUGUUUAUCUCAAAACUAUGGUUGCUUGUUACGUUUGGAAACUCAAACCCUCUUUGGGUUCUCGUCUACAGCACCACAAACCAGAGUUUGGUAUGUCUGAACAGAACAGGUAUGAGGUUCUUCAGUGAUAAUAUUAGUGAAAUAAAUAGCUCACUUGAUUUAUGAACAGGAUUGCCCACUUUUUAAAACGUGUUAAUACCAUCUGCCUGGGAAUUGAGGUGCUCUAAAGAACAAGUGCAGCUGAGUGCUGUCAGAUAACAGCUGAAGAAGAAAUUCACACAUUUUUAAGCAGUUGUUGCAUUUGAGCAUAAAUAGGUGUAUGGAGGCGCAGGUUGCAGCUACAACAAAGGCGGCAUUUUUCCAUCUCCGCCAAGCUAAGCAGUUGGCUCCUUACCUCUCUCGCCCUGACCUAGCCACUGUGAUCCACGCGACGGUCACCUCCAGACUGGAUUAUUGUCACUCGCUCUACGUGGGGCUGCCCUUGAGACUGACCCAGAAACUCCAGCGGGUGCAGAAUGCUGCAGCGAGACUCCUUACGGGGUCUUCGCUGCGAGAUCACAUUCACCCGGUACUAUACCAGCUGCACUGGCUCCCGGUGGAGUACAGGAUCAGGUUUAAGGUGCUGGUUUUAACCUUUAAAGCCCUAUACGGCCUAGGACCCUCGUACCUACGGGACCGCCUCUCCUGGUAUGCCCCACAGAGAAACUUACGGUCUUCAAAUAAAAACAUCUUGAAGGUCCCAGGCCACAGAGAAGUUAGGCUGGCCUCAACUAGAGCCAGGGCUUUUUCGGCCGUGGCUCCGAUCUGCUGGAACACUCUGUCACAAGAGACUAGGGCCCUGCGGGACUUGACAUCUUUCCGCAGGGCCUGCAAGACAGAGCUGUUCCACCAGGCCUUUGACCAGGGCACAGCCUGACUCCCUCCCUCGGCAAUCUUCGUGGAGCUCUGGCCCAAUGGUUGCCAGUGGCUUGAACUAAUUAAUUUUAUAAUGAAUGAUUUUAGAGUGUUGUUCGUGCUGUACUUUUGUACUGUUUUAUUGUUGUUAGCCGCCCUGAGCCCGGCUUCGGCUGGGGAGGGCGGUAUAUAAAUAAAAUUUAUUAUUAUUAUUAUUAUUAUUAUUAUUAUUAUUAGCAUGAGGAGUUAUGGGCUGCAAACCUGCUUAUACCAUGGCAUUCAGCUUUUGGGGGGAUGCAGGUUCCUCCAUUCAGAAAAUGUUCCCAGUGUCCUGGCCAGGCCUGUGUAUUUUGAGAUGCUCAAAUGCAUGUCGGGCCUCUGCAACGGCUUCUUGCCCCCCAAGCAAUCCGCAUGGGGCAUAGUGAGUCUCGAAUAGGCCAGCACAAACUUGCGGUAAGAGUUGGUGAUUCCCCCCGCCCUACCCCCUUGAGUCUCAGAAGUGCACAAAAAUAAAAAAGCCUCAUCUUGAAGAAUAUGAAUAGAUUGAAUGUGUGGUGUUAAUAUGCCUUGAAAAAUAAACAAAUGUUUAAUAUUUGGAAUAUUUAGUUUGCCAGGUUCCAAAAUACAUUUGCAGUAUAGUACAAAAUUCAUAAAAAAGGUAAAGGGACCCCUGACCAUUAGGUCCAGUCGCGGACGACUCUGGGGUUGCGGCGCUCAUCUCGCUUUAUUGGCUGAGGGAGCCGGCGUACAGCUUCCGGGUCAUGUGGCCAGCAUGACGAAGCCGCUUCUGGCGAACCAGAGCAGCGCACGGAAACGCUGUUUACCUUCCCGCCAGAGUGGUACCUAUUUAUCUACUUGCACUUUGACGUGCUUUUGAACUGCUAGGUUGGCAGAAGCAGGGACCGAGCAACGGGAGCUCACCCCGUUGUUGGGAUUCGAACCACCGACCUUCUGAUCGGCAGGUCCUAGGCUCUGUGGUUUAACCCACAGCGCCACCCGCGUCCCACAAUUCAUAGUUGCUAGGUAAUUCUUUUUUGUAUCACUAUUGCAGAAAACUCGGGAGAAAAGGAUCCCACGGUACCACGGAGAAUGCAACACACCUCCUGUUUUGGUGAGUAGUAUGCUUUCAGUCUGGAAACUUAUUUCUCCCUCUGUCCAGUUGGCCGUUCUUAAUAGUUCCCUUAAAAUGUGCCACAAAGCAUAUAGAUCAGGGGUAGGCAACCUAAGGCCUGAGGGCCGGAUCCAGCCCAUUCGCCUUCUCAAUCCAGCCCGCGGAUGGUCCGGAAAUCAGUGUGUACAUGAGUAGAAUGCGUCCUUUGAUUUAAAAUGCAUCUCUGGGUUAUUUGUGGGGCCUGCCUGGUGUUUUUACAUGAUUAGAAUGUUUGCCUUUAUUCCGUGAUGCUGACCAGCUCCUGCAGCCAAUGGGAAGCUGUGCACGCCUCCUCUGCACCGGAAAUAGCGUUUGUGCAUGUGUGUGUGCGUGCGUGCUUACUCCGGCACACCGCAGCGUCUGCAGGACCAUGAACCGGCCCAAGCCACAAAAACUUUGCCGACCCCUGAUGUAAAUAAAAGCUUGCUGUCUCCAUCUUUCAUUGUAUCAUGAGACUUUGCAUGAUGGGCAUAGCAGCCGUGGAUAUAAAGGUAAACGACCCCUGGUUGUUUGGACGGUAAAGUCCAAUCAAAGGCGACUAUGGACUUUCAGGCCGAGGGAGCCGGUGUAUGUCCAGACAGCUUUCUGGGUCAUGUGGAGAAGCAUGACUAAACUGCUUCAGGCGCAAUGGCACACUGUGCCAUUGCACACAGAAACACUGUUUACCUUCCUGCCACAGUGGUACCUAUUUAUCUACUUGCGUUGGCGUGCUUUCAAACUGCUAGGUUAGCAGGAGCUGGGACAGAGUAAAGGGAGCUCACUCCGUCGCGGGGAUUUGAACUGCCAACCUUCUGAUCGCCAAGCCCAAGAGGCUCAGCAGUUUAGACCACAGCGCCACCCAUAUGACUACAGCUCACAUUGGGUGUUUUGUGUUCUUUGGAGCUGAGCCUCAAAUCAUUCUCCACCAGCAUGUAACCAGCGAAUUCACAUUUGAGGGGUUAAAGCUAGAUAGGGAACCAGUAGUGUCCUCCAAGAAACAUGCUCAGUCCUAACAGUUAUGUACAUUAGUAACUUCAAGUUUGUCUCGUUCUUCCUUUGGUACAGAGGGAACACCCCCAAGGACUAUGACCCUGGAGUGGACUUCAGUUUCCUGGCGACAGAGAGCCCAGGUAAGCUAUAACGUCAAUUGAAGAGAAGUCAACUUCCAAGCAGACUCUUGCUUAGCAGAAAAAGAACGGCCUUAUCUGGGAAGGGGGGGAAAACCCAGAUGCCCAGAAGCCACUGGUGCAUGCUGGCAAGUUACUGCUUCCCACAGUGCAACUCUAUACUAUCUUAGAUAGUCUGGCUUCUUUAGCCUAUACUAUCCUCCACCAGGGCCAGGGCUUUUUCAGUGAUGGCUCCGACCUAGUGGAAUGCUCUGUCCCACGAGACUAGGACCCUGCAGGACUUGAUCUCCUUCCGCAGGGCCUGUAAGACAGAGCUAUUCCGCCUGGCCUUCAGUUUGAAUUAGCCUGAUCCUCUAUUCCCUUUUCCCUUUCUUCUUCUAUGAAGAAACCCUUUCUGGGACCCCACACUUAAAUUCUUCCCUGGUCUCCUUGCUGGCCCUAGUAGGACCAACUUGGCCAGUUAGCCCUGGUGAUCAUUUGAUGUUUACUGACUGGGGUUCCUGCCCCCCCCAUGACCCCUGAAUUUUUGAAUUUUAUUGAAAUUGAUGGUACGUUUAUAUUGUAUUUUAUGCUGUUUUUAAGUUGCUUUUUAAUCAGUGUUUUACAUUUGCUGCUAGCCACCCUGAGCCUGGUUUUUAAAAAUAUUAUUAUUAUUAUUACAGUGGUACCUCGCAAGACGAAUGCCUCGCAAGACAAAAAACUCGCUAGACGAAAGGGUGUUUUGUUUUUUGAGCUGCUUCGCAAGACGAUUUUCCCUAUGGGCUUGCUUCGCAAGACGGAAACAUCUUGCAAGUUUGUUUCCUUUUUCUUAACACCGUUAAUACAGUUGCGACUUGACUUCGAGGAGCAACUCAUAGAACAGCGGUGUGGUAGCCUUUUUGAGGUUUUUAAAGACUUUGGUGAUUUUUGAAGCUUUUCCAAAACUUUCCCGACACCGUGCUUCGCAAGACGAAAAAAAUCGCAAGACGACAAAACUCGCGGAACGAAUUAAUUUCGUCUUGCGAGGCACCACUGUAUUAUUAUUAUUAAAUAUAGUUGUGCAUUGUUUCACAGCAACUCUCUUAUUCUCACAUGCUUCCCCCUCACCCACCAGCAGCUAUUUUGGCUGAAGGAAAUGUUCCCAUACCAGAAGUUAUAGUUUCUGCAUAGGCUACAGCUCAGACAGGGCCAAAUAUCCUUUCCCCCCCCCAGGCAUGUAUUGGAAUACACAAGGGCUAAAAGUGUGGGUGUGUGCAAGCCAUGCAUAGAUUCGUAUCAGAUGUGAAGGUAUUCCUGGGCUCGGGCAGGACGCUUCCAGCCGUGUUUGCGAGUUGUCGUCUGCCAUCCCUGCUGAACAACAGAUUGGCUAAAGAGAAUUGUUUGCACAGCCCGUUUGUAUGUGGAGCGUCCCAUCUUGCAAUCCAGAUGUUUGAAUGCUGGCACAGUGCUUUGGGGCAAUGAAAUGGAGAGAGGCUAAACACACGUCCAAUUUUAUUUAAUUGGCUUCAGACCCAUUAUAUACAAACCUAAUUUGACAAUCAAUUUUAUGUACAAGUUGAGCAAGCCUUUUAAAAAGGGUUAAAUUACAAAUCUGUAAAUCUUACAAAGUGCAAAUUUUAGAACAUUUCCCACCAUGCUGUACAUCAGUUCCGUGUUAGCCAAUAUACAUACAUACAGACUUAAAAUUAUUAAACCUUACCAUCAAAAACACAGUGUAUUAUUUAACCUUAGAAGCACCCCCCCAAAAAAGAGGAAAGGUAUUGCACAGACUAACAGAAAUAUUUGCAGUUGUUACACAAGGACUAGUUGAACCUAAAUAUAUCAAAAACACUUCCACCCAAAAUCCGAAGGCAUUUUUGGCAUUUAAAACCCAUUUGUAAUCACAAUUGCACUAUCAGAAUAAUCAGUAUGCGAUUAUCAUUUGCCUGUAUAUAUACAUAAGGCUUAGUGUCCUGUUUCUAUUUAAAUUGUGGUGUGUUUUAAGCAAAUGCAGAGGCACGUGGUAAAUGAAUUUUUGUUUUCUACUUAGAAAAAUCGGUUUUAAAUAGCAGCACAAUUUCCAGGGCAGGCUGCUAAUUAACAAAGCUGGGCUAUUCAAAACUGCCAUUGAGCAGUACAAAAACAUCCUCCGUAUUCUUUUUCCUUGUAGCAUUGCGGUGGGGAAGAACAUGCAUGCAAGCAAGAGGGGAUUGGGGAAAGUCAACAACAAAAUGACCCUGCUCCUCUCAUGUCAACAAUGAUCAUUACUUUCCCUACAUGCUCUUGCACGGUGCUGCCAGAUUUCGGGAAAAUGCCAUUUUUGCUCCUUUCAAAGCUCUGUUUAGUGUUCUCAAAGUGAAGACUUUUCGUUGACAUGCUAGAAAGUGGCACGAGGAACCUGAAUACUUCUGUACAGGAGUUUACAGAGAGGCCAGCGAAGCCUUUGGUUUCCUGGUAUGACCCAUGCCAUUGGGGUAGCACAGGACACAGACCUAGCAGUUACAGCGCAGGUGGGGAACCCGAAAUCGCACACCCGUCAUGUAACCCUAAGCCAAACCACGACUGCAAGAGAAGAUGAUGAAAUGGCAGUAUUCUCCAUAAGAAGAGCAGCUGCUGCUUCUCCUAAGGGUAGUACUGCCCUACCCUUCAGCUAAGCCAGACAUACACAAACUCGGCCCUCCAGAUGUUUUGGGACUACAACUCCCAUCCUCCCUGACCACUGGUCCUGUUAGCUAGGGAUGAUGGGAGUUGUAGUCCCAAAACAGCUGGAGGGCCGAGUCUGCCUAUGCCUGAGCUAAGCCAAGGUUUGGCUUAGCAUCACUUCUGAAGACAGGCUUCCAUUCUCUGAAUGGAGUAGUUGCAGCCGUGAAAGGACUCAGUCCACAAGCCCAACUCGGCAGUGGAGGGAAGUUCUACACAGAUCGAAGACGGAUAAACUUCCAUGUGCCCAAUAUUUCCAUUGACCCACAGCCAACGUGAUGCCUUCAAGGCGUUUUCGGACUGAAACUCCCAACAUUCCCCAGCCAUUGGCAACAGUGACCGGGUCUGAUGGCAGUGCAUCCAACGACAUUGUGAGGCCACCAUGUUGGCUUUCCUUGAUUAUUUUCUUCAAAAGUCAGAAGACUCAUAAGUUACUCAGAGUUUUGCUGGGAGGCCUGGGAGGCCUUCCAAAAGAACAAGCAUGUGAACAGUUCCCACAAUUUCUCUAGUUUGCUCCCCUGAAUUAGUCUUUGUUUACCAGCCUGACAUUUCUUUACCGUUAUUUUUUUUAAAAAAUCCAAAAUAGCCAUCAACAUAAUGCCCCCAAACAAUACACUAUAGAAACCCACCCGUAACCACAUAAUUACAUCACCUAGUUUUUUGAAUUAAAAAAAGAAAAGGUGACUCAUUCCAGAAUAUUCAUCAAUACUCCUUCACUUUUAAAUCUUAAUGAACCAGUUUCACAUUCAUAAAUGUUUCAAUGCUUCCAGAUUAUCUUUGGUAUUGCUACAAUAACGACUGCUUUCAUUUUAACUUGCUCCCACAUGUAUAAGCACAUUCUCAAUUUCAGCCCUGUGUGAAAAUUGCUUUAAUCCCUGAAAUCCCAGUUGAUCCCUAUGAUAAGCAGCAAAGCUAUUUCCAAUCAGAAUUUCUACACACCCGAGCCAGAUUUAUUAAAACAAACCCACUAAAUACUUUUUUUAAAAUAACCUUUGUUAAAGAGCACAAGACAAGAGCAUUGAUCCUUUAAAUAAAUAAAUCAGAAGACAUGGGGAAACCAGUGGCCUGCAGAGAUGUUGCUGGACUAAAAACUCCUAGAUCAUCCUGGAUCUUUGGCCGUGCUGACUGGGGUUGGGAGUUGAACAAAAUCUGGCAGGCCAAAGGCUGUUCAUCCCUGAAAUAAAUGACCCAAUUUCCAAAGACAUCUGCACAAAAGUCAAGGAAUAAACUGAAAAUUGCUUAUAUUUCUCAUGCAGUUCAACAUCUUGCCAGCCUGGAAAGAAAUCUGAGCAAAGUGAUCCACUCACUUCAAUCAGUUUUGCACAUAGUCCGUUAGAGCGUGAUAAUAAAAUAACAACUUAUCGCCCGGUUCCAUAAAAGACCGUGUUUUAAACGAUACUCUUCCAACAAGACUUUGCCCUGGAGGUCAAGAUUUCCCCAUGCAAAUUCAGAUCUAAAACCAAGGCCUCUGGCUUUAACCAUCAAAGAACGCUCUGGAAUCCCAAGCAAACAGAUCCUUCAGCUCUCACCCAAAACUAUGGCGCUCCAUGUGUAGGAAACUGUGGCUCCCACUUGGUCCAAAGAAAUAACGAAAAUGCAGGUAGUGCUUAGAUUCUCCCAUUUACUUCUGCUGUAUCUGAAAUGUCCUUCGAAAAAGACACAGCCCUGUGCACAACCAUCUCUUCCCCAUUACCAAAGGAUCCGCAACAUUAGCACAGCGCUGAUCACUUUUGGGAGUGUGCAGGUAGGUUUCAGCCUUGCACAACUCCCCGCUGCUGGAGACAGCAUCUCCGCACACCACACUAAGCACUGUUUGCAUGCGCUGGACCCGGAAUCGCCAUCCCUUUGUGUAAAAAUAUGCUACCGUGCAAAAAGAACUGCAAUUGCUGGAUCAGGUGCCUAGAUAUUGCACGUUUUCUUUUCAGAAUGACCCUACCUCUCAAGUUUAA
This is a messenger RNA of Podarcis lilfordi (Lilford's wall lizard), 8643 nucleotides long. NCBI's taxonomy places the organism in Eukaryota, Metazoa, Chordata, Lepidosauria, Squamata, Lacertidae. The record is from the annotation of a GenBank genome assembly.